CGCGGGGGCAGAUGGGGCGGAUGGGGGUAGCCUCGGUCCUCUACGUGCCCAGUAGUAACCGGAACGGCUGGCACUGAACACACAUGCAAACACCCACAGAGACAAACAUUACACUUAACUCUUUUACUACUCGGCGCAAACCGACAGACGACACGGACAGUAUGGCUGCAGUCCUACGUGGAUGAAAAAGAGCCAGUAAAACCUCUCAGCAAGACUUCAAGCUCUUCAAACCCCAAGAUGAAUCACUCGACCCAAUCACGCUCUGUAGUGGCCUUUAACACCGAGGACCCUCAUGGCCUGCGUUAAAAAUUUGCUUCUUAUUGGAUAUGUGCACCGGACAAUCUGAUUAUCGGCGACCCAGUGAUUAAGCACAGUGAUUGGACAACUGAAGUGCCAUGGCGAAGACAACAGAAAUCCUGAACCUUUCGUUCCUACAGGAACACGAGCGAGAGACGAUCCUCGGUGUGCUGCAAAAAGACGAGAAACUCCGCAAACGAGAGGAGAAGCGCAUCAGAAAGCUUAAGAACGAGCUUUUGGAGCUGAAGCGUCGUGGUCGACGUGGUAACCCGGAGCAGCGGGAGUGUGGCGUGUGUCUGCGUGCUCUGGGUCUGAUCCUCCAGAGAGGCAGUGUGUGUUAUGAGUGUCACCGUCGUGUCUGCAGCUACUGCACAGCCAUGCCCUCGAAAAGCAGCAACACCAAGUGCAUUGUCUGUGCCAAAUCUGCGGAGCUGAAAGUGGUCACAGGCGAGUGGUUUUUGGAAGAACGUGCCAAGCGCUUUGAACGCAUGACAAUCCCUUACAGUGACGUCGUCAAACAGUCCAUCCUCACAAGUGUUCCAGAUGGACGCUCUGACCAGAAGAAGCUUUCCCCGUCAGGACUGGACCGGCCAGCAACGCCUCAGUCUGAGCGGUCAGCUUCGCCCCAGUCUGCCAAGAGUGUUGGCCGGUUCUUAGGCAAGAGGAAAGGGGCCAGACCAGUGGCUGUGGAGUCAUCAGGGUUACCGACGACACCGAAUAACCUGCGCUCACACCCAGGCCGAUCACCAUUACAGGCUGAAGGAAGGAAAAGGCCCGAUGGGGCUGAGAGUGUAUGCAGCGUCCACAGCAGUGACAGUAUUCCUGAAAAGAUCAGCACUGGAGGGAAACGAAAAGGCUCAGGCACACCCUCUAUCGCUGUGUCCAGAGCCUCUUUUUCAUCAGACCGCAGUCGCUCCGAGGUCGAUCUCAGUAAUCUGGGUGACGGGUUUAGUAACGAAUCCCUUCCUGGCCGCUGCCGCUCAGUUCCUGGGCUCAACGAUGCCGACUCGGAUGAAGACAUUGAUGCCCUGAUGUCUGCUCAUUACAAAACCAGCCGCAGUGUCAGCAGCGCUCAAUCUGUGAGCAGUCUGAACAGUAUUAUGAGCGUGUACAGUGAGAUGGGUGACUAUGGCAAUGCGCGGGUUUCCGGAGAGAUCCUGCUGAACAUCUCCUACAGCUAUAAAACAGGAGCACUCAACGUUCUAGUGCGAGAGUGCCGCUGCCUAGCAACCGGAGACGACAGAAGACAGCGGACUGACCCUUAUGUCAAAACCUACCUCUUACCAGACAAGUCACGCCAGAGCAAACGAAAAACCAGCAUCAAAAGCAACACCACCGACCCAAUAUUCAACGAGAACCUGAGGUAUGUGGUGAGUCAUUCCCAGCUGGAGACACGCACUCUACAGGUUUCUGUGUGGCAUCACGACCGCUUCGGACACAACACCUUCUUAGGAGAGACCGAGCUGACCUUUGACUCCUGGGAAUUUGACAAACAGAUAGAGGAUUGGUUCCCGUUACAACCCAGACAGGCUGAGUGCGCUACAGAGUCCCUGAUGCAGUAUAAGGGUGAGCUGACUGUGGUGCUUAAGUACAUACCUGCAGAGAGGAACCUUUCACUGCCAUUGGACCAAAUACAAGUGAAAAGGGGGUUUCUGAAAGGGAAGAAGAGUAUCACUCUGCCAAAAGGAGGUAUGGUUGAGCUGCUGGUUAAAGAAGCCAAAAACCUAACAGCUGUCAAAUCAGGCUCCUCUGAUCCAUUUGUCAAAGGGUACCUGCUGCCUGAUGACAAAAAGAGUACGAAACACAAGACUGCAGUGGUAAAGCGUUCAGUGAACCCACGCUGGAAUCAUACUUUUACCUACUGCGGCUUGCAGCACAGUGACCUGGACAGCGUGUGUCUGGAGCUCACUGUCUGGGACAAAGAGCCACUCGCCAGCAACGUCUUCCUUGGAGGAGUGCGACUAGGAGCUGGGACCGGUCUGAGCUAUGGGAAGGAAGUGGACUGGAAUGACUCCCAUGGUGAGGAGCAGCGACUAUGGCAACGCAUGAUCGACAACCCAGAGGUUCCACAGGAGUGCACGCUAAUGCUGAGGUCCACAAUGGCCAAGAGAUUAACGUAGAGAUAGAGGUGCAGACGGAUAGAUACGUGUCUCGCAAUAUUCAUCAAAAGCUACUGCUCCUUGUCACCUUAUAGAAAAGUGCACUUCGCAAACACACAGAUGCUACAUAAUGAUACACACAGAAACAUUGUCCUUGACAUUAGCCUUGAUCACUGCAUUUUAAGAGACAGACAAUUACAUACAUGACCUCUUGCUGUCUAUAUGAACACUCCAUCCUUCCUCACUGUGUCUCUUUACUGCACAAGCAUGCAUCAUAAAUGCACAAAUGUAGGGGAAAUCACAACACACACAACUUCUCCCAAGAACAUAGCUGUAAAUAAAACAAAUCCUAUCUUAAACACAGACACAAAACUUGCUCACACACAUGAAGAGACAUAUUUCUGAAGGCACACACCAUUCUAUUCAAAGUGCACAGCAAUUAGAUAAACUAUAAACAGCAAAGCACGCUCACUGCCACUCUCAUAUAGAUAACAUAAAGACGCUUCAAUUGCAAAUUUUCUUGUGAGGAAUCUGUUUCCAGUGCUGUUGUAGCGAUGAGACCGAAAUCAAGCACACCUCAAUGGUUCAGUACAUGUCUCUCCAUUAGUGCAUGCUUGAAGCAGCGUUCAAUGAGCAUUAGAUGUGAGCUGCUCUACCUCAGGCUGUCUUCGUGUCCAGAGUAAUAGUGGGCGAUAUGACUAAAAUAUCAUAACACUGCAUUUAAAGACAUUUGUAUAAUACAUCAUACAUAUCAAUAUAUAGAUUUGCUAACAAACUGCCAAAACACAAAAAAACAGUUAAACUUGGAUAAAAAAUGGAUAAAUGAUACUAUUCUUUAAUGUCUACACGUGAAAACAAGUGUCGUUUGCUCGUUCUUCUUGUCCAGAUAAGUGUCCCUUUAGGUUCACCGGUGUCCUUUUACUUCCUAAAUACAUGGCAGUAACUAAAUUGCUAUAUUGCUCUGAGGUGAGAAUGAGUGUGUGAGUGUGUGGAUAGUACCUUGAUGGUCUGGGAACCGGUUCAGAGUGUCUUCUUGCCUUGUGCCCAAUGUUCCCAGAUGGAACAGAAUAAAACAUAUACAGAAGAUGAAAGGAUUAAAAUGAGAAAUGAUUUAAUUUUGUAAAAGUUAUGCCAUCAACCCAAAAGCUUCCAGUCGGUUUAGAAUUGUUAUGUAAAAUGGUGUAAAUGUUAGAAAAAGAAAAUGUCUCAGAGAUAUUAAUGUUAUGGCUGAUUGGUGUAUAAAGUUGCCACACUGCCCAGGCCAAAUCCAGAGGUUUCCAGCCAGGAUGAUUCAUGUCAAUGUUUAAAAAUCUGAGUGAAUGAAUUAUGUGGACACUCCUGUGUAAGAUUUUACAGACAUUUGCACAAAGUACAAACGUACUGUACUACGGUCAAGUCAGGUAGAUCAUUAUCAAACUGUUAAUAGAAGCAUAUAAUGUGAUGAAAUAUUGUGCCUUGAAAAUCAUACAAGUCUCUACACAAGCUGCACAUACAUUAAGUAGAAAUAAUAAGACAAAGGUAAGACAAAAUCAUUGUGCGAUUGUGGAAUUACAGCAAAAUGUGCAGUAAAAUACUACAACGACACAGAAUGGUGCAGGUAACGACAUUGUACACACAAACCAAAUGCACAGAACAGCAGGAUGAACUAAAUGGCACAAUGGUUGUGAAAAAGUGUGCGAUAACAUAAGAAAGCAACAUACACAGCAGAAUGCACAGGUACAGCAGGAUCAAUCUGCUACUGAACAUCUGUUUUCUUGCAGAAUUUAGUUAGAGAUCCGCUACAUGGGAUCGCUGGUUCACUAGCCAUUAUUAUCAAAAUGAUCCUAUUUAUUAUCGUGCUCUUCAUAGUUAUUACCCAUUUGACUGGCCACUUAAAUUAGUUCAAUAACAGUAAAAUAAUAAUAAUUAUUAGUUAAUAAUUUCAUCAUAGACCUAAUGUGUUUAUUCAGUAGAAUGCUUAGGAGUAAAAAUUUACGAGGUUCCAAUAAAUGGACAAAAUAUUAUGGCAUAUUUUUUCCAUCUUAAAAGGUCCCUGGCUGUAAAAUGUUUGAGAAUGCCUGCUUUAGAUAAUCAGUCAUUAGAUCAUCUUGAUACUGGAACAGCUCUGUUGGGUUAAAAUAUUUAAAGUAACUUCUCUAAUAAGUUUCCAGAAAGACAGAUGGUGAUCAUUGUUCUAGAUUAUAUAGAAAAAUCAAAUCAAAAAAAUUGUAAGAGUCAUGUUUUUUUUUUUAAUGUUUUUUUUUUUUUAAUAUAAAGGCUGGUUACGAAGCACUGACCCUUGGAUCCUAACAACAGUUUCCAUGUUGGAGAUUUGAUUGAGGUUAAAGAAGAUAUGAUGAACAAGCUGCCAUUUGUAUCGUUAGUUCUUCAUUCCUGUUAGUAGCGGUGAGCCUUAUAAACAAGAUAAGACAUCACUUCUAAGUAAACACUGGUGUCACAUUUGCCUGCUUAGUAUUUAUAAGACUUCCUGAGUAGCAAGAUACGACUUCUAUGUGUUAAAUGUUAAGUCGGUGUGUUUGUUGCCUGACUGUAAAGCAUGUUCAGUGUGUAUGUCUGCAUUGUCAGCUCUGAGCAGGAAGAUUGCUCAGGGAUCUGCUAACAGAGCUUGUUUAUGCAUCUUUAGAUACCCUUAGGCAGUAAACAAUAAACUAUAUUAACCUCA
This is a messenger RNA of Tachysurus vachellii, 5058 nucleotides long. It is a transcript of the gene sytl5, whose product is annotated as synaptotagmin-like 5. The record is from RefSeq and is a predicted model, not a curated record. The coding region runs from base 396 to 2417 and encodes 673 amino acids. NCBI's taxonomy places the organism in Eukaryota, Metazoa, Chordata, Actinopteri, Siluriformes, Bagridae. Gene Ontology annotation, cellular component: plasma membrane; exocytic vesicle. Gene Ontology annotation, molecular function: small GTPase binding; phospholipid binding; neurexin family protein binding. Gene Ontology annotation, biological process: exocytosis; intracellular protein transport. The transcript has 16 exons.